UAUGGGAGCCCUAGCAACUGCUGUUCCAUCUCCUCCUCUUGCAGUCAGGAUGCAACCACUAGGGGAUGAAAGCCACUUCUUGGAGCCGCAGCAGGAAACUUUUGCAAUGGAGAAGAAUUCAGCUCAGCACUGGCUGGAAGGGUUAUUUCCUCCUCGAUUUUGCGGGGAAGAUUUCUUCCAUCAACCUGAAACAUUGAUUUGUGAAAAGAUGGGUUUGGAGAGGAAGAAGAGAAGAGAAGAAUUCUUCAAUAAGGCAAGGAAAGAGCUUCAGAAAGAUCGAGAAAAAUCCCCUUUCAGAGUCGAUCUAACUAAAGAUAAUCCAAAGUUAGAAGAGAAAGAAACAUCAGUAUUAAAGGAAAGAGCAGGAAGCAUCUCCGCCUCCCAUUUAGAUGCUGAACCUGGAGAAAAAGUGGCCGAAAAGGAAGGCCGUUGCCUCUGGAACAUAAAGGAAUUGGCCGCGUUAAGGGAAGAGAUGUCCAAGGAGCAUUUAGAAAACCUCUCUUUAAAGCAUCAGCUGUCUUUCCUAAAGGCAGAACUUGCUGAAGUUCAAUCUAAAUGUAAAAAAAUAAUGCCCGAGUUAAAGCGAGCGGAGGAAGACCUCAGACAGUCCAGGGAAGAGCGUUUCUGCAUGGAAGUCCUGUUAAAGCACACUGAGAGGGAAAACUUGAAAAGGGAUUCCUACAUCGAAGCUCUGAAGCAGGAUCUGUUGGGAAAAUCAGAAAGGAUCAGGAGUUUGACGAAGGAGCUCCAGGAGGCGAAAGAGGAGAUCUUGCAUCUGGAUCUUGGCAAAAAGGAGCAAAAGAGGCUCAAAGAGCAGCAAGAGUCAGAAACCAAACUAGCCAUGGAAAAGAUGAAGCUGUUUUAUGAUGCAGAGAUCAGGAAAAUGGGAAAGGCGUUAGAGGAGGCGAAAAGGGAGCAGAAGCGAGAGAAAGCUUUAAGUUCCAAACUUAGAAAAGACUUAGAAAUCCUUAAGCGGCAUUUCUCAAGCCAGGCGUUGUCGUCUGAUUUCGGACAGAAAGGGAGGAUCCGGUUUCUUUAAUGCAAAUGCAGAAUUUGAAAAGAUGACUCAGCUUUGUGAUUUUGUCAUUUUAUCUGAAUUUCUCUUAAGUAAGGUAAAGGUUUCCCCUGACGUUAAGUCCAAUCGUGUCCGACUCUGGGGGUUGGUGCUCAUCUCCAUUUCUAAGCCGAAGAGCCGGCGUUGUCCGUAGACACCUCCAAGGUCAUGUGGCCGGCAUGACUGCAUGGAGCGCCCUUACCUUCCCGCCGGAGCGGUACCUAUUGAUCUACUCACAUUGGCAUGUUUUUGAACUGCUAGGUUGGCAGAAGCUGGAGCUAACAGCGGGCGCUCAUUCCGCUCCUGGGAUUUGAACCUGCGGCCUUUCGGUCUGCAAGUUCAGCAGCUCAGCACUUUAACACACUGAGCCACCGGGGCUCUUAUUUUUGUCAAAAUGGGGUUUUUCUUUGGUAAAGAUCCGUCUGUCUGUAAUGACAAAAGAGUUUCUCUCUGGUUC
Anolis carolinensis (green anole) is the source of this 1511-nucleotide messenger RNA. It is a transcript of the gene ccdc160, whose product is annotated as coiled-coil domain containing 160. NCBI's taxonomy places the organism in Eukaryota, Metazoa, Chordata, Lepidosauria, Squamata, Anolidae. Bases 2 to 1039 code for a protein of 345 amino acids. The transcript has 2 exons. The record is from RefSeq and is a predicted model, not a curated record.